This is a messenger RNA of Penicillium daleae, 1140 nucleotides long. RefSeq lists its product as uncharacterized. Lineage: Eukaryota; Fungi; Ascomycota; Eurotiomycetes; Eurotiales; Aspergillaceae. Bases 1 to 1140 code for a protein of 379 amino acids. The record is from RefSeq and is a predicted model, not a curated record. The transcript has 4 exons.
AUGUUGGUUGUCAAAGCCUGGAAGAUUCUGCUGAUUCUUGUUGCAGUAUUACUUGCGUGGUCUCUCCUCGUUACAUCCUUCCGUUAUAGCGACCCAGCAAGAUGGCCGAAGAGCGUAUCUCAUUUUUCAAAUGAACUGAGAGACAAGGCUCUUGCUCAUAUCGAGAAUGAAACUCUUGGGUUUGAGCAUGUCUUUGCUAUAGGAAUGAAAGAGCGUCCCGACAAGCGCGAUUUUCUUACUUUAGCGGCGAUAGAAACUGGCUUUGAGGUUGACUGGCUGGACGGGGUGAGACCAUCUGAGCUGCGGCAGAAAGCUAUGCCAAACGGAUAUGAUAUCUCAUCUACGGUGCCCACUAUUAUCGCAUGCUGGCGAGCUCAUAUGAAUGCUAUGUUCGAAGUUGUCCAGAGAGGUUAUUCCUCUGCACUGAUUUUCGAAGAUGAUGCCGACUGGGAUGUGAACAUCAGAUCACAGUUACGCGAGUUUGCUCGUGGGCUACACGCUUUACAGGGCAAUGGUCAUGCCUCGACACAGCACCCCUAUGGAGUAGACUGGGAUCUUCUUUGGAUUGGAGGAUGUGGGUCGGCUCCAUUUCCUAACGAAACCCAGUUCUACGCUGUACGUGAUGAUCCUACAUGUCCUAAUGUCGAACAUCGAGGAAUGCUUGGCGGAGUCCCUGAUAGCUGGAAGGUCCACUUUCCAGAAGACUCGACAAGGUUUUCCUUUAAAGCAGAAGCAGGCUGCUGUCUAUAUGGCUAUGCCGUUUCGAACAGGGGGGCAAGAAAAAUUCUCGCUGAACUUGAGCUUGAUCAUAUAGAGGUACCAGUGGAUAACGCUUUGAGUGACUUAUGCGGAGGCAGGUCUGGUCGCCAACAGAUUGAUUGCUAUGCACUAUUCCCUCAAAUUAUUGGUACUUACCGACGAGCUGGGCCAUCCUCCAGGGAUUCAGACAUCGCCAGCUAUGAUGAGAACCUUAUUCACGAAGAGGAAUCCUGGAACAUGGUGUACAGCGUGAGGCGCAAUAUUCAGCGACUUGUUGCUGGCGAAGUCACUGUCUACUCACAGUGGAAUGACCAACCAUGGACGGCCAAGGAGGUCAACCCGAGACAGUUCACCCACCCCAAAGGUCAAUUAGUCACCUAG